Microtus ochrogaster (prairie vole) is the source of this 793-nucleotide messenger RNA. NCBI's taxonomy places the organism in Eukaryota, Metazoa, Chordata, Mammalia, Rodentia, Cricetidae. The record is from RefSeq and is a predicted model, not a curated record.
GACUGCGGCUGCUCCUGCAGACAUGAAGACCUACUUCUGCUGUGCCCUGGCUCUCAGGUUCCUGAUCGGAGCUUUAGCAGGAGAAAUCAAUGACGCAGCCAAUCAUAAGAUGUUUUCAUUUCAUAAUGGAGGAGUACAGAUUUUUUGUCAAUACUCUGAGAUUGUCCAACAGCUAAAAAUGCAGCUGUUGAAGGGGGCAGAAGUUCUCUGUGAUCUCACCAAGACCAAGGAAAAUGGAAACGUGGUCUCCAUUAAGAAUCAGAAGUUCUGUCCGUAUCAGCUGUCCAACAACAGUGUCUCCUUUUACUUAAACAACUUGGACAGUUCUCAUGGGAGCUAUUACUCCUGUAGUCUGUCAAUUUUUGAUCCACCUCCUUUUCGAGAAAAGAUCCUUAGCAAAGAAUAUUUGCAUAUUUACGAAUCACAACUUUGCUGCCAGCUGAAGCUGUGGUUGCCCAUAGGGUGUGCAGCUUUUGCUGUGGUAUAUAUUUUUGGAUGCAUAUUUGUCUUCCGGUUUGCAAAAAAGAAAUAUGGAUCCAGUGUGCAUGACCCUAACAGUGAAUACAUGUUCAUGGCAGCAGUCAACACAGCCAAAAAGUCUAAAUUUGCAGGCGUGACUCCAUGAUCUGGAACACUCUGGUACCCAUGGAGGAACCACACUGACCAGUUUCCCUGAUACUUGAACUGAGAAAUUCUAUUUUCUGGACCAUGGGACAUCUGACUACAGGAAUCUCCUUCGGGUGUUUUGUUUGUCUGGAUCAGUGACUGCCUGAGAAUUGCUGAGUUAUUUUAA